Zymoseptoria tritici IPO323 is the source of this 2280-nucleotide messenger RNA. RefSeq lists its product as uncharacterized. The record is from RefSeq and is a predicted model, not a curated record. The transcript is spliced from 3 exons. Gene Ontology annotation, cellular component: membrane. Lineage: Eukaryota; Fungi; Ascomycota; Dothideomycetes; Mycosphaerellales; Mycosphaerellaceae. The coding region runs from base 1 to 2280 and encodes 759 amino acids.
AUGGCAGCCACCGCAAACGGCCACGAGCACGAGAGCAGAGCUCACCACGCCAUCGAAUCUCUGAAAAAUCACACUACCAAUCGCCAUCAGCCAGAACAAGUCGCGCCCAGCGCGGCAACCCUUCAGGCAACUCAGCGUCCAGUCGCCGAGCACUCUCGUGGCGUUGGAAGCAGGCCUCAGAUCGUGAGCACCAGCGACGAUGUCGACGUUCUCUGUGGACCGCUCCUCAACUACAAGCGCAUGAGCAAUGAGCAUACAGAACAACCACAAUGGCACGGCAGCGUCUUAAUUGUCACCACGGCCGGUACGCGACCUGGCGAGCUGGCUCUCAACUGUGUUGGACCUGUGGGAGCUACAAAUGGACAGACGGGGCCGCAAGAGCAGCGUUUCAAUGCACAGCUAUUGUUCGAGGAUCCAAGGAAGGGUUUCUGGCGAUACGAGAUUGAUGCGCCAUUCUUGGAGCAAGAGAUGACUUGGGAAUACACGAUUGCAAAGAUGAGAGGAGCAUCCGACAAACAACCACUGCGCAGGACGCAGAAGUUCGUUGUGCCGUCCAAGCACGAGAGCAUGCGUAUCAUGUUCCACUCGUGCAACGGCUUCAGUGUAGGCACCGAUGUCGAGUCCUGGAAGGGACCGUGUUUGUGGAACGAUGUGCUGCGUGUUCACGAGAAGAAGCCAUUCCACAUCAUGAUCGGUGGUGGCGACCAGAUCUACAACGACAGUGUCCGCGUUGACGGUCCGCUCAAGGAAUGGACUGCUAUCAACAACCCCAAGAAGCGCCGUGAUUAUCCCUUUGGCGAGGACCUGCGUCGCAGAUGUGACGAUUUCUACUUCGAAAACUACACCCGCUGGUAUGGAACCGAGCCGUUCUCGACCGCCAAUGCACAGAUUCCUCAACUCAACAUCUGGGAUGAUCACGACAUUAUCGAUGGGUUCGGCUCGUACACUGAUCACUUCAUGAAGUGUGCUGUUUUCCGUGGCAUUGGAGGCGUAGCGCACAAGUACUAUCUGCUAUUCCAGCACCACGUCCCACCACCGCCGUCAACGUACACCACGGAUGCCCCGCAGACCACUCGUGUCACGGGAGAGACCACCGCGGCCGACUCUGUGCAGCUGAAGGACACAUAUGUCAUGGUUGCGGAUCAGGAGGACCCUAGUUUCAUCAUGGGCCAGAGCCCUGGUCCGUAUGUGGAGGAGCGCAGUCGCAGCAUUUACUGUCAGCUUGGAAAACGCAUCUGCUUCCUCGGCGUCGAUGCUCGUACCGAGCGAACAAGACAUCAGGUCAACUACCCUGAGACAUACAACAAGAUCUUUGGCCGUGCCAGCGACGAGAUUGCCAAAUCGAACGGUGCCAUCAAGCACAUGGUCCUUCUUCUGGGUGUUCCAAUCGCAUACCCGAGAUUGCAGUGGUUGGAGAACAUUCUGUCUUCUCCACUGAUCGGUCCCAUCAAGCUUCUGAACAAGAGGUUCGGUGUCGGUGGCGGACUCUUCAACGACUUUGAUGGAAGUGUCGAUCUUCUUGACGAUCUCGACGAUCACUACACGGCUCACCAGCACAAGAAGGAGCGCAAGGUGCUGAUACUCCGUCUUCAAGAGCUCGCCAAGAAGCACAGCGUUCGCAUCACCAUCCUCGGAGGUGACGUUCACUUGGCGGCCAUUGGUCGGUUCUACAGCAACCCCAAGCUCAAGAUUCCCGCCGAGCAGGAUUGGAGAUACAUGCCCAACAUCAUCAGCUCCGCCAUCACUAACAAGCCACCUCCACAAGCCGUCGCCAACUUGCUCGCCAAGCGCAACAAGAUUCACCAUCUCGACCACGAGACCGACGAGACUCUGCUCGAGAUGUUCGACAAGAACCCAGGAGAAGGCGAGCAAGGCGUCGAGCCCAAGACUGCAUCCACCAACCAUGCCACUAUGCCGAGCCGCAACUAUGCCAUCAUUUGCGAGUCAAACUCCCACGCCGCGCAGACCAACGGCACGAACGGCAUGAAUGGCGCGGCGAAUGGCGUCAGCCACGAGCUCGGAAAUACAGCCGACAACACCCACUUCGAGCUGCCUAAGAACAUGCGCGAGGCUCUCCACAAAGGCGAGUCGAACUGCGGUACGAAGCACCAAGCCGCUCAAGGAGUGGAGAAGACCGGCCUGGCUGGUGUCGAUGGCCUGGACGUAACGAUCAGAGUGGAGAUCAGCCAGGGUGACCGCACAGGACGCACGGAGGGUUAUGGCAUCAGCAUUCCUGCAUUACAGGCUGGCGCUUACGCGGGCCAAGGCGAGAAGUGGUAG